Toxoplasma gondii ME49 is the source of this 6248-nucleotide messenger RNA. Its product is annotated as Myb family DNA-binding domain-containing protein. Gene Ontology annotation, biological process: mRNA splicing, via spliceosome. Gene Ontology annotation, cellular component: Prp19 complex; spliceosomal complex. The record is from RefSeq and is a predicted model, not a curated record. The coding region runs from base 770 to 3436 and encodes 888 amino acids. The transcript has 20 exons. NCBI's taxonomy places the organism in Eukaryota, Apicomplexa, Conoidasida, Eucoccidiorida, Sarcocystidae.
GAGCGAAACGAAUCCGAGUUUCUGGGUCUCUCUCACUUUACCUUGUUGUCCGCAUCUCAGUUUUCCCCCUUCUUCGCCUUCUCGCCUGUCCGCCUGUCCGCCCCGCUCCAGUAGUGUCGCUUGCCCGGAGAAUCCGCUGCGUUUUCUGACACUGGUUCCAGUCCUCUUCUCGCGUUCUUUGUUCCACUCUUUAGAUUCUCCGUCUUUUCAGUUUCUGCGCGUCUCCCUUGCUGUCUUUUUCACUUUUUCAAUCGUCGACUUCCUCUGCCCUCCUCGCUGGACACCGAACUCUGGGCGUCGUCGCGCUGGCGCCUCUCCGUCUCCGUCGUGUCGGGAGAGGCGUCUCUCUGCCCACCUUUUCCGCGCUCUUCUGUCUUCUUUCUUCGUCUCUCCUUUUUCCUUUCUUCCCCUCUUUUCCAGCCGACUCCUCUCCCGCCUCUCUGCGGCUUUUUUCUCGAAACACCGCUCGGCCCUGUGGCAUGGUGCGGCGCGCUCGCUGCCUCCUGGGGGAUAACAGAGAGAGGACAGCUGCGCUCCCCGCAGUUCUCGUCUCUCGUCACCGGAACAAAGAGCCUUGCUCUUUCUCUGCUGCUCGGAAAAACCACGGGGAGCGCAUGGCCCUCUUCUCUGGUGGAGCUCCCGAGAGAACCCGACCAGCUUCUCAACACGAUCCCUCGCGCUCUGCCUUGGAGUCGAGGUGACGGCUGUGUCGUCGUCGUCUGUUUGACUGUGCAGGAGGACCCUUUGUUUUUCCGCAAAAGUCGACACCAUGGUGAGAAUUUUCGUCAAGGGCGGUGUUUGGAAGAACAGCGAGGAUGAGGUGCUGAAGGCGGCUGUUAUGAAGUACGGCAUCAACAACUGGUCGCGCGUGGCGUCGCUCUUGGUUCGCAAGUCGGCAAAACAGUGCAAAGCCAGAUGGUACGAGUGGCUUGACCCGAGCGUGAAGAAGACGGAGUGGACGCGCGACGAAGAAGAGAAGCUGCUGCAUCUCGCGAAACUCUUCCCAACUCAGUGGAGGACGAUCGCUCCGAUUGUCGGCCGGACUGCUCACCAGUGCCUCGAACAUUACGAAAAGCUCCUCGACCAAGCUCAAGGAAACGAUGAGGAGGACGAGGGAAGACCCAAGAAGUCUUUGGUACCCGCAGCUGCUCGCCAAGCAACGGGCGCGGCCGCGGGUCGUGGUCGCUUCGACGACCCGCGCCGUCUGCGGCCUGGCGAAAUCGAUCCUCAUCCAGAGACGAAACCUUCGCGAGCAGACGCGAUCGACAUGCAAGAUGACGAAAAAGAAAUGUUGCAGGAGGCGCGCGCGCGUUUGGCCAACACCCGAGGCAAGAAGGCGAAGCGAAAAGCGCGAGAAAAGCAACUGGAGGAGGCGCGGCGGUUGGCCUCCCUUCAAAAGCGGCGGGAGAUGAAGGCUGCGGGAUUAAUAACCUCGUUGCGUCCCCAUAAAAGAAGAAGGGAAAUGGACUACGGUGUCGACAUCCCUUUCGAGGAGAAGCCGCCUCCGGGGUUCCACGCUGUCGGCGCAGAGGAGACUCCAGAAGGAAACCUCAACUUCGCAAAUAUCAGCCUUCAGCAACUGGAAGGGACGAUGCGCGCCCAGGAAGAGAUGAAACUCAGACGAGAAGAUGCGCGCAAGCUCAAACGGCUGCAAGAGGAGAAUCUGCCGGCGUAUCUGCAGCAGCUCGAAGAGAAAAACAAGCUUGACAUGAUGAAGAAGAAGCAGAAACUGCAUCUUCCUGCCCCAGCGCUGCAGGCGCAUGAGUUGGAAGAAAUCGUUCGCCUGGGCGCCGAGGCGUCUGCGCUUUCAGGAGCUCCAGGGGCGAUGCCUACGAACCGGUUGCUCGCUUCCGGCAGCGUUGCACCAGGAACUCCGAUGACGGGGGCGACGUCGUCCGCAGCUCGCACCCCUCGGCGCGAAGAUGUGAUUCUCAUGGAAGCAGCGAACGCCGUCAUGACAAUCAACCAGUCUACGCCUCUUGAAGGCGGGGAGAACUUGCAGCUCCACGAAACCGGCCUGAGCGGGAAGAUUUCUUUCAGCGGCGCUCCGGGCACUGCCAGCGUCGCUGGGCAGAGAACUCCGAAUCUCCUAGCUGAGGCGUACAAACACAGACGGACGGCGGACGCCGCGUCCUCCAUGACGACGCCCAGAACUCUCGGUGGACGCAGCGAGUUUGGCAUGACUGCUGGCGACGCUGAGGAGUCGGAAGCAGAAAGCGGCGGCAUGGGAGCGAAAGCUCGACUCUCUCUUGCACAGUUCCAUGUGCGCUCGUCUCUGUCGUCGCUGCCAGCGCCGCAAAAUGAAAUCGAGCGCGCCUUGCCGAACGAGGACGACCUGGCUGCGGCAGAAGACGGGUUCGCUGACGACCAAGAGGAAGACAUGGAAGAUGUUCUUGAGCGCCAGAGAGCUGCAGCAGACGCGGCCCGCCAGGCCGAGUGGCGGCGUCAGUCUCAGGCAGUGCAGCGGCAUUUGCCCCGUCCCCUUCUUCUUCCUGAGUCGGCGUUGUCGCGAGACGGACUGGGUUUCUUUCCGUCUACCUUUGACGAUGAACAGCAGAUACAGACUCUCAUUCUCCAGAGAGAAGACGAAGAAGAAGGUGGGGCCUUCACCAAGCAGGGAGAUGCACAGCGCGUAGGGAGAAGGAAAGCAAAGGCUGCGGAGGUCGCGCGCAGGCUGAAAGAAGCGGAGAAGUUGAUAAAUGAAGAAGUCAUGGUGCUUCUUGCCAACGACGCCCUCAAACACCCCAUCAAAGGUGGGAAGGCGCCUUCGUCAGUUCCGCAGCUCGAGAAACUUGACGAUGAUCUUCUGCAUGAGGCCCGAGAGAUGCUCCGUUGCGAAGCUGAGCUGAUGCAGCACCAGAGUGAAGUGGCUACGGAAGGACAUCUCGAUCAAGACCGAGUUGCGAGGAUCUUCGACGAUGCUCAAGACGCGUUUAUCUUCUCUCCGUCAGCAAAAAAAUUUGUGCUGUAUCAAUCGCUUCCUGGAAGUGAACGCGCAGAAGCUCUGAAACGCCAGUUUGAGGACUUGAAAAAGCAAGUGGAAGCGACAGCGAACCGUGUAAAGAAGGCGGAGAAGAAGUACUCUGUGCUCACAAAGGGCUACGAAACAAAGGCGACGAGUUUGAUUGAGCGUCUUGAAGAGACGUACAGAGAUUUCGAGUUGCAGGCAGCCACACUGGCGGCCUUCCAGGCUCUGAGAGACCGCGAGCUUCCUGCGAUUGAGAAGAGGAAACAAGAGCAGCAGGCGUUGGUGUUGAGAGAAAGGGAAAAGCACCUGUGGAUGCAGAGACGCUAUGCAGCUCUCCAGCGACAGAAGGAAGAGCUCCAGGCUCUCCUUGCGGCAGCUCCUGCCAGUCAAGCCCUCACUUCUUCGGAGGCGAUGGCAAAUGGAACAAGUGAAGAGGCGAAGAAGGCAGACCAGGAGACAGAAGAAUGAAACUGCGUGGCUUCAAACAAGUCGGCACAUGCUUAGAAGCGUUUAUGGUUUAGAAGUUGCGGGGUUACCUCCGCCGCAUGUCGACAGUUCCACAAGCGUCAAGUGCUAUAAAAUACGAGGUGGGGGAGAGCGACUGCGCAUCGUAGGGUCGUUUCAGGUGGGGACGCGACUUUUCAAGCUCCACGAGAAUUCGAAAAGCGUUCCCCAGGCUCGCUGACAAAGUGUUGUGUCUAGGCAUGUAAAAGAGAGUCCACUGGAUCGGUGGUUUCAUGCAAUCUUAAAGAACUUUGUCGUCUGUUUCACAAAACUGGAAUCUAGGGGGAUAGCGUCUGUAGGAUGAACAGCGGCAAUGGAUGCCAGAGCAGAGGAUGAGUAAAAGGGGAGAAAAAAGCACAGGUGGAAAUCGGGGGAUACAAGAGACAGUAGAAGGAGGAACAAACGGUAACAGACAACGCAUGGAAAGUUGAAAUUGUUUUUUGAUAUAGCAGUCCCGGUGCCUUCACGCAGCGGGGAGACGAAUGCUCAGAGAUAGGCUGUACCCGACGAAUAAAAAAAGAGUCAUACGGCAGUCCCAGAAACGAGAGAAGCAUCUGAUGUGAGGAGGAUAUCGUGGAAUAUUACCAGGAUAAAGGAACGAGGGAAGAGAGAAAUAGAGACCGAACAGAAGAGGAAACUGCACGAGUGAGAAGUUUCUUUCCAUUCGUCUUCACGUGCUGGGUGGAAGAGCGUCGAUCGUUCGUGUUCUGUGUUGCUAUUAGUCCCCUCAGGUUGCAUGGUACAUCUUUCUUGUGACUUUCUUCUGGCACCCUGUGCCCACAUUUUCCCUUGUUUUUGCUUCCGUCCACUAUUAGCACCGUUCUGCGUGGCGGCUGUUUCUUUCCUAACUUCAUCUUUAUCUGGGUCCGUUUGUUUCUGAUGCAAUCGCGCGUUGUCAGACAGAGAGAGGAGCAUGCUUUGGGAACCUGCCCUCCCUGCAGUCAAUAAUUCAGACACUCCACUGUAUCCUCGGCAUUGAAAACAUGAGGAUCAUGAAAGAAAACUCCAGUUAUUGUUCUUGGUUUGUUCGCUCACGAACACCCCUUCAGACAAGCAGUUUUGUGCCUUCUCCGGACGCUUUUUCCUUUGCUAGUAGAGUAAAAGCCGGCUUGUAUGGUUAGACGUGGUUUUUUAUCAAAAGACUAACACGUCUGUUCGCUAUGACAGAUUACAUGGGGGAAAGUAGAGAGUGAGCAUGCACAAGAGAGAUUUCACCAUAUGAAGAAAAGCAGCCGUUCAUUGCCGUAGCACGAUCGCGAAUAAGUCGCUGCACUGUCAACACUGGCCACCGCUUUAAUCCGUCUUCCCUCGUGACACUUCUCGUAACACAACCACCCGGUAUAAUUGCAGCACUGCGACUUCAAAGCAAUGCUGUGGCAGGCAAUUUCAGUUCUGCACGUUGUUGGAAGACAAUCCCCCUGGAGUGCUGGCACAGCUCCUCCCUCACAAGAUGCACGAGAUUGAGAGUGGCAAAAUGUAUUCCAAAUCUGAAGACAAAUCAGAAACUUGAAGGGCUUCUGCUAUGGAUAGUAAACUGAUGAAUCAGCUGGAUGUUUCCUUUGUGCAACGAUGGACAGCACCCAAAUGCGCACAUGGACAUCCAAUCACAGACCCGGACUGCUCGACGCAUUGAACAGAAAGGAGAAAAAGACCCAGAAAGAUUACAUUACCGACGAGACGCUGGGGGAACGUGUGUAGCGGUACAAUGCGGAAAAGCGUUCGCUACUCACAGUCGAAUGGCCCAUGCCGUAAAACUGAUACAUGAUGCCAAUUGAGUCGUCUCUUCUCGUUCAGUUCAGUAUAUAAAGCACCCCCUCGAUCGUGUUUGAACAUCUAAACAGUUGAAGUAGUGCACAGACUGCGCCUUUACAUGCUAUCACAUCAAAUUAACGAUGUUCACGAUUUCAUCUUCAUCACUCGCAUUCCAGUCCCUAAGUUCCCUGUAGUCGGUGUCUGAACGGACACGGGGAGACUCCUGAACAAAACCUUUGAACGGGUAAUGGAAGACUAUACAGGAAAAUUCACCAAAUACCCUUAUCGGUUUUUGGUCAUGCGCUGGGGGAGAGAAGACAACAGUGAGACAUGUCAUGGAGUUACCGCUGAUUGUGUGUCCCGUGGGCCUCCAGCCCCGAUACCAUCAGCCUGAGCCGCACCCGCCCUUUGGGGACCUGGAUCAGAGAUCGUCCGCUCAGUUGGUACAGAGUAGUAAGAGUUUUCGCCUGGAACUUGUGGUUGCCGAGGGUUUUCUGUUCUGGGUGGUCCUGGCACAGCUGACACACCGCCGCUACGGGAAAGUAGAGUAUGCGGAGACGAGAUGGGUUGUGUACGUGACCCUGGUUGUGAGGGAGCGAGUGGAAUUGCAGCAGCUGCAGUUUCGUCCAUCCACGGUGGAGUCUGUUGCGGCCCGAAGAAAGUCGCAUUUUCUACCACAGGGAGAGUCUCCUGUUGUGAUAGUGGAAGUUGGCUUUGCACGGCAUCUUGUAUCCCGGAGAUUAAUGGAUGAAGCGACGGUCCACUUUGCGGAUGCUCAGAGGUUUCAAGAGAAUCUGCAUGUGAGAAAGAAGAACUUGUGGGGGUCAGUGCCGCUGGGGUGCGGCUAUCUGUAGGAGGUCCACCGGCUGGAGACUGCGAUCCCACCGCUACGGAAUGGCCACUGGUGCCGACAACGGGGUCUAUUGAGUGGACAGUUGGAGUUUCUGGUGUAUGCGGGCUCUUGAGAUGAUUUGAGUACGUUAACCUCGCCUCCGUCUCAAUGUGUUGAGGGCUUUGUAACGGC